Molecule: messenger RNA, 3939 nt
Organism: Dermochelys coriacea (leatherback sea turtle)
Lineage: Eukaryota; Metazoa; Chordata; Testudines; Dermochelyidae
Gene: CASC3
Product: CASC3 exon junction complex subunit
Biological process (GO): mRNA processing
Cellular component (GO): exon-exon junction complex
Molecular function (GO): mRNA binding
Source: RefSeq, a predicted model, not a curated record
UGCGCGCUCCCCACCCCAGACCCUUCAAGAUGGCGGACAGGCGGCGGCAGCGGGCCUCCCAGGACAGCGAGGACGAGUCCGACUCGGCCGCCUCCGACAGCGUCGCCUCCCCGGCCGGCGCGGCCCGCUCCGGCUCCCCCGCCUCGCCCCCGAGACCGGCCCGGGGCGCCGCCGGGACCCUCCCCGCCGGGGGCCGGGGCCGCGGGGCCGAGAGCGCGGCCGGGGCCGCCAAGAGCCCGGAGUCCGAGUGUGAAAGUGAAGAUGGCAUCGAAGGAGAUGCUGUUCUCUCGGAUUACGAAAGUGCAGAAGACUCCGAGGCUGAGGAAGGGGAGUACAGUGAGGAGGAAAGCUCAAAGGUGGAGCUGAAGCAGGAGAGUAACAAUGCCAGUGAAUCCACAGGAAAAGCAGAGAAAGGGGAAGAGAAACCUGACCCGAAAGGUGCUGUGACUGGCGAGAGACAAAGCGGGGAUGGGCAGGAGAGCACUGAACCAGCUGAGAAUAAAGUUGGGAAAAAGGUCCCCAAGCACUUGGAUGAUGAUGAGGAUCGGAAGAACCCUGCUUACAUACCCCGCAAAGGGCUCUUCUUUGAACAUGAUCUCCGAGGACAGACUCAGGAGGAGGAAGUCAGGCCGAAGGGUCGCCAGCGAAAGCUAUGGAAAGACGAGGGCCGCUGGGAACAUGACAAAUUCCGGGAAGAUGAGCAAGCCCCCAAAAGCAGGCAAGAGCUGAUUGCACUCUACGGCUAUGACAUCAGGUCAGCUCACAAUCCCGACGACAUCAAGCCGAGGAGGGUACGCAAACCACGGUUUGGGAGCCCUCCACAGCGAGAGCCAAACUGGGCCAACGAGAGGCAAAACAAGCCGCCAAGACACCAGGACUCUGAUAGUGCUCCGCUGCCAACACGAACCUUCAUCAGCCGGCACUCCGCAGGCAUGGGUAGGAUGCCCCCAGCCAGAAACGUUCCAAGGGUGGGUGGCUACAAAGAGAACCGUCCAAGCUACCGAGCUGUGGAAGCAAACGGCCAGCACCUCUCUCGAACAGGUGAGCAGGCUAAACAGGAGAGCAGUUACCGGGCGAGGCGUGUUGAACAAGCCCCGGAGAGAGACCCCUCUCCUGAAGCAGAGAGUGUGCAUGUUCACAGCAGUCCUGCCAAGAAGGAAGAGAUCAUUUUGGAAAGCCAGACCCCGAGUACAGACUCUGUACAGCUGCCACCAGAUAGACCCAUCGAAAAAAAAUCCUACUCCCGGGCCAGGAGGACCAGGAAUAAAGCUGGCGAUGCAGGAAAGCUGGCAGAUGAAGUUCCACCUCCAGAAGGAUUGACACCAGUGCCUCCGAAACCAGUGCAGGUAGUGACGCCCCCUCCACCAGCGAAGGCCGGUAGUUGGGAGACACCAGUAGAAUCCAGCAUGGAUGGACUUGAGCAAGACAUGACUCAGUUGAAUCUAACUGAGCAGACCUGGACCCAAGGACAGCCUCCGUUCAUACCGCCUCGGGAACUUCGGGGUAUUCCUAAUCAUAUGCACAUGGGAGCUGGACCACCACCUCCGUUUAACAGGAUGGAGGAAAUGGGAGUACAGGGGGGCCGUGCAAAGCGUUACUCAUCCCAGCGUCAGCGGCCACCAGUUCCAGAGCCUGCUCCCCCCAUGCACAUCAGCAUCAUGGAAGGGCACUAUUAUGAUCCACUACAAUUCCAGGGACCAAUCUACACACACAGCGAGAAUCCUGCCCCGUUGCCACCCCAGAGUAUGAUUGUACAGCCAGAAAUGCACCUCCCACAUCCAGGUUUACAUCCACACCAGACACCAGCACCUUUGGCUAACCCUGGCUUAUAUCCUCCACCAGUCUCCAUGCCUCCUGGGCAACCACCCCCACAGCAGCUGCUCGCACCCACCUAUUUCUCCCCUCCUGGAGUCAUGAAUUUUGGGAAUCCCAGUUACCCCUAUCCCCCAGGAGCACUCCCACCACCACCUCCUCCCCAUCUGUAUCCCAGCACACAGGCCCAGGUGUACGGAGGGGUCACCUACUACAACACUGUCCAGCAGCAAGCACAGCCGAAACCUUCUCCUCCACGAAGAACAUCCCAGCCCGUGACUAUCAAGCCACCGCCUCCUGAGGACAGCACAAGUGAAAAAUCAAAGGAAAGGAGAAAUACGUAGGGACACCCGCCUCAGAAGUUCCAGCCCCGGAAUCGGCACCGCCAGCAAGCAGGAAACUCUGACUCAAGAGACGUCCCCUUCGCUGUGCUUAGGUGAGGCCAGCGGGCUCCCACCUGCAGCGCCCUGCUGCAUCAGUAUUGUGCCCAGGGCCGGGCACCCUUCCCUCUUAGGUGUUUAGUGGGGCUCUCCUGCAAACCUCCUCUCUCCCCGCUGCCCCAUUCACUGGGUCAUGGAGGGCGUUGAAAUACUGAACACAAGGGUCGCUCCUUAGUUACAAGUUCUUGUGAUUCCCCUGCCCCCGUUAUUAAAUGUUUGACCUUUUUCCCAUCAUAGUGUAUUGAAUGAAGCUGGCUUGGUUCUGUCCUGGUUUUUUGUUUUAAAAAUGAACUGGCCCUUUCUGUUAAGCUGGCUAUAGGAAUCUCUGUCAGUCAGGUAGCCAGGAAUGUAACCACCUCCCCAAGGAAAUAUCUGAUGUUACUUUGUUUCUUCAACUCUGAAAUUAGCAAGUUAAUUUCUGACAUUGUUUAAGCUUAGAUGUCUGGGAAAGGGCCUCUGAGUGUUAGCAGUCUGACAGGAACAUGCUGGCCGUUGUCACCACUUAAUUUAGAAGCUCCUCUUUCUUUCUGGAGCGAACCCUGCUAGUAACUGUGUUGUGGGAAGUUUCUGUUCUCCAAGUGUGUGCAAACUCUCAACCUGAAACAGACUGGAAGCAGCAUGCGCCGAGGCAGGGCAAAAUCCAGUCUCUGCUGCCCCACCAGUGCACGCUGCAUCCAGCAAAGGCAGAGUUCCUGCUGCCUUGGGACUCUCCACUAAAUGGGACCCAAAGAGGAGCAUGCAGCUUUCCAGGCAUGCCCUUGGCUUUCUGAAGAGCUGUCCUCUUGCUUGCAGGCUGCUUUUCCUUCAGCCUUGUUCUUGGGCAAACCGGUUCGGCAGGAUAAGCCCAUGUACAAUUUGUACCCAGCACUUGGGUGUUGCUUCUGUGUAAAUGGAAGGUGAUGCAACCAGCCUUAACAGAUCCACUUCCAAGGACGGGGGCUGUUCGGUCUGAUCCCCAAGGAGGAACACUUGCUGUGCAUGUACCAUAAAUGGGUUCCUCUCCCAUUAGCUCUGAAAUAGCCUUGAUCCCUGUUUUGCGAGUCCAAAGCCUGGCCCUGCAGCACUAUGGUUGAUGGAGCAGCCUGGCUUGCCCAUGCUGCAGCGAUCUGCUGUCGUGUCUCUGCAGCAUAGAUCCUGCAGGGACCGCUGCACCGCUUCCAGCUGCACUGGAGCUUGGCUUUGGCCUCUCGGCUGUUUGUAAAUUGCAUUAGGGGAACUAGGCACAAAGGUUGCUAAUUCAGCCCUGGACACGUUGGGGCAGCGCGUGUCUGAGUCGUUCAGCGAGUCACUAUAAAGCAAGCGGUGUCUUGGCCUGUGAAUUCCCAGCCAUGGGGAGAGGAAGAGCCCCCACCUGCCUGUUUCGGGUUGAGAGCUUUUCACGCAGAUGUGGCUUUUGAACUGAAAUACUUUUUUGUUGGUGUUUGUAAUUUAACAACCUUUUGUACUUAGUUGAAAUUAACUCAGAUGGCAUUUUAAAAAAAAAUCCUUUACAUUUAAAAUGUAACUGUUUCUCUGCCUUAAGGCUGAAAUGUAUCAUUUAACAUAUCGGUCGUGGGACUGAUGUUCUAGUCCUAACAACACUGUGAUGGCUUUUUUGUUUUGUUUUUGUUCCUGUUCUUUUGGAGUGCACACUUGUAACCAACAUUGUAAUGACUUGGUGGAGAUGACAAUACAUCUUAGAAAGUAA